AUGCGACUGUCGCCUUUGCACCGUCUUAGCUUAAUACCAAAAACGAUAACGCUAAGGCAUAAACCUCAAUUCAACAGUUUUCCCCGCUACGAUGAUGGAUAUGACAACGGUCGCGGCGGAUACGAUAGUGGUCGCGGUGGAUACGAUAGUGGUCGCGGCGGUUACGAUAGUGGUCGCGAUGGACGUGACAACGGUCGCGGCGGAUAUGAUGUAAAGAAGAAAAUACAAGAGGAGGUCGAUCCUCUGUUCAGAGAUAACCCGAAUAGAAUACUGCAGCCCGAUGACGCGAACAAAACACUUGAUUAUCUUGAAGCGGUCAUCAAAGAAGCCUCGCAUGUACGCGGUCUAAUGAAUCAAUAUGGUAUCAUGACUGAAUACGAGAUUCAUAGUCAACUCUACCAUAAAGGUGGAGCAAGUGAAUACAGAGAGCGGUCAGUGAACUAUUACCGUAAAAAAUUUGAGGACAUUUUUGCCGAAUUUUCUGUAAAAUCAGCAGCCGAGGCUAAAAACCAGAUGCGUAUUAAGAGCAGACUGGAAGCCAAGGCCUAUGCUUUGUAUCAUGCUGCCAAGAAAGAAGAAAAUGAGAACGUGUUAUCAUUAAAAACAUCAUCUAUUUCUUCGCACGAAAGUAACGGUUGUGGUGGAAAUGAAGGUCGGGGAGGCUAUGAAAAUCGAAUGGGUUAUAAAAAUAGAAUGAAUUAUGACAACAGAGGAGGUUAUGAAAAUCGAGGAGAAUAUGAAGGUCGAGAGGGUAUGGAAAUCGAGGGGGAUACGAAAGUCGAGGAGGAUACGAAGGUUGAGGAGGAUAUGAAGGUCGAGGAGGGUAUGAAAAUCGAGGGUAUGACUCAAAACCAUAUGAUAACAAAUAUCAAGGCAUUCUCCUCAAUCCGACGAGUGCCAAAUCAAAAUCGCAAUUCAUAUUCCUCUGAAGACAGUGACGAUGCUCCACUUGUUACGAAAAUGCAAUCGUCAAGUUCAGCUGCUCCUAAGAAGAUUUUAGACUCGGAUUGGAUUCUUCAAGCGAUGAGAAAGAGGAAGAGAGCGAGAGCGAUGAUGAACAGCCAUCGAGUAAGGCGGUAA
Paraglomus brasilianum is the source of this 1080-nucleotide messenger RNA. NCBI's taxonomy places the organism in Eukaryota, Fungi, Glomeromycota, Glomeromycetes, Paraglomerales, Paraglomeraceae. The record is from the annotation of a GenBank genome assembly.